Molecule: messenger RNA, 1659 nt
Organism: Zasmidium cellare ATCC 36951
Lineage: Eukaryota; Fungi; Ascomycota; Dothideomycetes; Mycosphaerellales; Mycosphaerellaceae
Exons: 4
Coding region: 1-1659 (552 amino acids)
Biological process (GO): carbohydrate transport; transmembrane transport
Cellular component (GO): membrane
Molecular function (GO): carbohydrate:proton symporter activity
Source: RefSeq, a predicted model, not a curated record
AUGGGCUUCCAAGCUCCAUACAAGGACGACCAACAUGGCAUCCCUCACUACCUUGGCAUGACGGGUAGGACACUGUCAAUUGCAGUAUCCGUGGUUGCUACGAACGGCUUCCUCCUCUUCGGCUAUGACCAGGGUGUCAUGUCAGGAAUUAUCUCCGCCCCUCAGUUCAACGCAGCCUUCCCAGAGACCAAAGACGACUCAACAUGGCAGGGCUUUGUGACGGCUAUCUAUGAGGUCGGAUGUCUGAUUGGCGCUCUGUUCCAGCUUGGCUAUGGUGAUAAGAUUGGUCGCCGAAGGGCUAUUAUUGUUGGCGGGAUCAUCAUGAUUAUUGGUGUCAUCAUCCAAGUGACUGCUGUCCCUUCGAGUGGUACGGCGGGUGCCACUGCUCAGUUCAUUGUUGGACGGACAAUUACUGGUAUUGGAAACGGUAUCAAUACUUCGACGAUUCCCACCUACCAGGCAGAGUGCUCCCACAGUACCAACCGCGGUCUUCUCAUCUGUAUCGAGGGAGGGACGGUUGCGAUUGGCACAGUUAUCGCCUACUGGAUCGACUUCGGCGCCAGCUACGGCCCAGCGGACCUCACCUGGCGCUUCCCCAUCGCUUUUCAAAUCGUCUUCGGCCUCUUCCUAUCCAUCUUCAUGAUUGGCCUCCCAGAAUCGCCUAGAUGGCUACUGACCCGAGACCGCCAUGAAGAAGCCAUGACCGUUCUCGCAGCCCUCCGUGGAAAGUCUCGAGACGACGAUGAAGUCAAACUCCAGGCCGGCAUCAUUAUGGAAAGCAUCCGUGCAUCUGGACAUGUCGGAGGCAACACACCGUACCGUGAGCUCUUCACUGGUGGGAAGACGCAGCAUUUCCGACGGAUGUUGCUGGGUUCUUCUGCUCAGUUCUUCCAGCAGAUCGGCGGGUGCAAUGCCGUCAUCUACUACCUCCCCAUCCUCUUCGAGAACAGCGUCGGUCAAGGUCGCACAAUGGCUCUUAUCCUCUCUGGAGUCAACAUGAUCGUCUACGCUCUUUUCGCCACGACCUCCUGGUUCGUCAUCGAAAGAGUGGGCCGCAGAAAGCUCUUCCUCAUCGGUACUGUUGGGCAAUGUCUUUCCAUGGUGCUGGCCUUCGCCUGCCUUAUCCCUGGAGGACCACAGGCCGCGAAGGGUGCCGUCGUUGGUUUCUUCUUCUUCAUCGCCUUCUUCGGUGCAACAUGGCUUCCACUCCCCUGGCUUUACCCGGCCGAAGUCAAUCCUAUAAAGACGCGUGCAAAGGCGAAUGCGAUCAGCACGAGUACCAACUGGCUCUUCAACUUCCUCAUCGUGAUGAUCACGCCCGUCAUGAUCGCGAACAUUUCUUGGGGAACAUACCUCUUCUUCGCCGCAGUCAACGCCCUCUUCCUCCCCUUCAUCUACUUCUUCUACAUCGAGACUGCCAACCGCAGCCUAGAAGAAGUCGACCUCAUCUUCGCCAAGGGCUACAUGGAAAACAUGUCCUACGUGCGGGCCAGCCGAGAACUCCCAUUCCUCACGGACGAGGAGAUCGAUUCCAAGGCGAGGGAGUACGGCUUCCAGGCAAGUGAUGACGAGGCCGGAUUGGAGAAGGAGCAGUUUGACGAGAAGGAGAAGGAUACGGGACAUCGGUACUCGGGAAGUGAGGGUGGAAGUUUGGCAUGA